Molecule: messenger RNA, 1287 nt
Organism: Durusdinium trenchii
Lineage: Eukaryota; Dinophyceae; Suessiales; Symbiodiniaceae
Source: the annotation of a GenBank genome assembly
CGUUUUUGGGUUGACCGCGGCCUUUAACAGAGUGACCUGCGGCACACCUUAGGCCAGGUCCGAUCAAACUCUUCUUCGGGGUCCAUGCUACCCUCCUGCAGAUUAAAAUGGACUCUCAAAACCAGUUGGCUUGUAGAGGAUGUCAUGGUCUUCCACGGGGUGAUUUUCAGUGCACAUGUUAGUCCGCAGGUAAGUCGAACUGAGUGUCGAACUGGGCCCCAAGGAUCCCCCCAAGUUCCACCGACCAGAGAGCAACGGAAUGCGCUCGGAGCCACAAGGUUGACCCUGCAGACAAUCAUGAAAGCUGAGCAGACCAGGUCUUUUGUAGAAGGCCUUCCAGGGAGCACGGAGCCGUCGGGGAGCAUGAAGCAGCGGUGCUGCAGGUCAGAUACGGAUGAGAGGACUUGUGAGGAUUUUGCGAGCAAGACAUAGCAAGACGACUUGUUUCUUGCAAUGCUUUUUUUGUUUCUUUUAAGUCUCUCUCUCUCUCGCUCUGUGCAUUUUUAUAUCAAUAGUAUUAUAAAUAUAAAUAUAUAUAUAUAUAUAUACGUGUGUGUAUGUGCGUAAUCACUAUGGUUGCGUCCUUUGCAUGCGAAGAUCGGGUUCUUUCACCCAGAUACGUUUGUUGAAAUGCUUUGCCUGAAGUCCUUCCGGCCUGGUGUUCUGUGGCGAUGCCGGCGACCAAAGGCUGCUUUGAUCCCAGGUUCAAAGGGAGAAUCGACUGUUUGAUCCCACAAUAUGACUUUCGGGGUGAAAGCCAUGGUUUCUUGCAAAGGUCCCUUAAACCAAUCAAUUGAUUGAAACGCUUAAAUCAACCGUCUCUUCAGGAUGUGGGACGGCAGACAGCACCAUGGUAACAUUGGCCGAAUCACUCACCUCAAGGCAGACUGUAGCUCACCGCAGCCUAUGGCUAAUCUCACGGAGAGACAGGGAGAUGCGGAGAUGAAAGAACUCCGUAAGUAAAUCAAUCAUGCCCUAGAGGCCCUGGAGGUCCAGUCAAGUAAAACCUGGCGAUGAAAGCUUCAUUCAUAGUGUUUUUGUAUGACCAACUCCAGUCAAAUGAGGUUCUGUAUACUAGGUUCUUUUCCCACCCGACUUUUGCGCUCCAGGAGCAGAGGCAAAUCCCAGCAGACCUUCAGGACUCAUCGGCGGCAGCUGAGUUAUAUCGCGCCAGAUCUCCGAGUGGUGAUGAUCCCAUACGAUGCGAGUCAUAUUGACUGCUGGAGAUGCCACAUGUCUACCCCACUUGUGGGAAUCCACCUGCACCUGGUAGGAAGUAAGACUCAG